Acanthochromis polyacanthus (spiny chromis) is the source of this 1308-nucleotide messenger RNA. It is a transcript of the gene tpm4b, whose product is annotated as tropomyosin 4b. Gene Ontology annotation, cellular component: actin filament. Gene Ontology annotation, molecular function: actin filament binding. Bases 197 to 1051 code for a protein of 284 amino acids. Gene Ontology annotation, biological process: actin filament organization; muscle contraction. The transcript is spliced from 9 exons. Lineage: Eukaryota; Metazoa; Chordata; Actinopteri; Pomacentridae. The record is from RefSeq and is a predicted model, not a curated record.
ACCAAAACUCAGUUUACAUCCUCCUCUCCUAUACUCACUAGGUCUCUUUCCUCCUCUGCAUCUGCCAGUUGCUCUCCUUGUCCUAACCUAGUGAGGGCUCCUGCAAGGCAUCUUCCAUCUGCACCAUUUUUUCACUCGAAGAAAACAAAACCAUAUUUUCCAGAAGUCUGUAAGGCACUGAGACGCAACAUUCAUCAUGGAGGCCAUCAAGAAGAAGAUGCAGAUGCUGAAGUUGGACAAGGAGAAUGCCAUUGACAGGGCAGAGCAGGCUGAGUCUGACAAGAAGGCAGCGGAAGAUAAAUGCAAACAGCUGGAAGAUGAGCUGCUUGGUCUGCAAAAGAAACUGAAGGGAACAGAGGAUGAACUGGACAAGUACUCAGAGGCCCUGAAGGAUGCUCAGGAGAAACUGGAACUGUCGGAGAAGAAAGCCACAGAUGCUGAGGGCGAUGUGGCAUCUUUGAACCGCAGGAUCCAGCUGGUGGAGGAGGAGUUGGAUCGUGCUCAGGAGAGGCUGGCCACAGCCCUGCAGAAGCUGGAAGAGGCUGAGAAGGCUGCAGACGAGAGUGAAAGAGGCAUGAAGGUGAUUGAGAACAGAGCCAUGAAAGACGAAGAGAAGAUGGAGAUUCAGGAGAUGCAACUCAAAGAAGCCAAACAUAUUGCUGAGGAGGCCGACCGCAAAUAUGAGGAGGUUGCCCGUAAACUGGUAAUCCUGGAGGGUGAACUGGAGAGAGCAGAAGAGAGAGCCGAAAUUGCAGAGCUUAAGUGUGGUGACCUGGAAGAGGAGCUGAAGAAUGUCACAAACAACCUCAAGUCUCUAGAGGCUCAGUCUGAUAAGUACUCUGAAAAAGAAGACAAAUACGAGGAAGAGAUCAAAGUCCUGAAUGACAGACUUAAGGAGGCGGAAACUCGUGCAGAAUUUGCGGAGAGGACAGUUGCGAAGCUGGAAAAGACCAUAGAUGACUUAGAGGAGAACCUGUCGAGUGCAAAAGAGGAAAACAUAGGAAUGCACCAAGUCCUGGACCAAACUCUGCAGGAGCUCAAUAGCUUGUAAAAUGCAGAGAAAAACAUCAGAUGAUUUUUUAAAAAACUUGUUUUGUGAAAGAUAUUUUCUACAUGCCAUUCAUUCUCUGUAAUUUCCCAUUUAUUCAUGGUUGUUAAACACAUGUAGGCCUUUUACAUAUUUAUGGUUCUUUAUUUUUUCUUUUCUUAAAAUGGUUUUGGGGCCAUGUGAUUUCAGUUUCGGUGCUGGACAUGAUGUAGACCAAACUCUGAGCACAAAUAAAACUGUUGAUGACAGUGUUGAUACUA